This is a messenger RNA of Orussus abietinus, 1547 nucleotides long. RefSeq names its product methyl farnesoate epoxidase. Gene Ontology annotation, biological process: xenobiotic metabolic process. Gene Ontology annotation, cellular component: intracellular membrane-bounded organelle; cytoplasm. The transcript has 8 exons. NCBI's taxonomy places the organism in Eukaryota, Metazoa, Arthropoda, Insecta, Hymenoptera, Orussidae. The record is from RefSeq and is a predicted model, not a curated record. Bases 31 to 1530 code for a protein of 499 amino acids. Gene Ontology annotation, molecular function: oxidoreductase activity, acting on paired donors, with incorporation or reduction of molecular oxygen, reduced flavin or flavoprotein as one donor, and incorporation of one atom of oxygen; iron ion binding; heme binding.
CCUCCGCUGUGAACGCCAGUGACCCUCGAGAUGCUCCUCGCGCUGCUCUGCGUCCUCCUGCUGGUAGCGCUCUGCGCAUACUGCGCCCUCGACUGCGCAAAGCCCGCAAAGUUCCCGCCCGGACCAAAAUGGCUGCCGUUUGUUGGAUGCUUCCCGACGUUCCAGCGUCUCCGUUUAAAGCACGGCUACGCCCAUCUUGCGUUUGAAGUCCUGUCCAAGAUAUACGGCCCGAUUUUGGGCUUAAAACUAGGCAAACAACGAUUCAUUAUGAUCUCGGGACAUUCCCUGGUGAAGAGAGUCCUUCUCCAGGAGGAAUUCAACGGACGACCCGACGGCUUCUUCUUCAGGGUGCGCUCUUUCGGCAGAAGAAAAGGAGUCCUGUUCACGGAGGGUCACACUUGGUCGCAAAAUCGGCGAUUUACCAUGAGACAUUUGCGCGUCUUCGGCUUCGGUAGAUCCAUCAUGGCGGGUCAUUUGCAUAUCGAAGCCCGGGACCUCGUCGACAACCUUUUGCGACAAAGUGAGGAGGGUCCCGUGGGCAUGCACACAGUCUUCGACGUAGCGGUGUUAAAUUCCCUGUGGACGAUGUUUGCCGGGCACAGAUUUGCCUACGAGGACGAGAAACUGAAGGAGAUCCUCCAGGUCGUCCACGACGCCUUCAGGUUAAUGGACACAAUGGGAGGAAUAAUGUCCUACAUGCCCUUCCUGCGUUACGUGAUCCCAGAAUUGUCCGGCUUCAAGGAGUUAAUGUACAUCCUGGAGAAGCUUUGGUCCUUCCUCAGCGACGAGAUUUCCGCCCACGAGAGGAAGUUACCCGAGAGUCAACCUGGGGAUCUGAUCGAUGCUUUCCUUCUGGAAAUUCCGAAAAAUCAGGGCACGGAUUCAAUAUUCACCCGAGAAGAUUUAUUGGUCCUUUGCCUGGACCUGUUCCUGGCUGGCGUGAAGACGACCAGCGACACCCUGGCGACGACGUUCAUGUUCCUGGCUCUGCAUCAGGAUUGGGUAAAGACUCUGCAGAAGGACCUGGACGAGGUCGUCGGGAGAGAUAGGUCUCCGACAUUAGAAGAUGUGCCAUCCUUACCCAGGGUCGAGGCUUUCCUCGCCGAGGUACAGAGGUAUUUAGCAAUGGCGCCCCUCGGAGUGCCUCACAACACAACCAAAGACGUGUCUUUGGAUGGCUACGAAAUACCAAAAGACACCAUAGUUAUUCUCAACUAUCACAGCGUCCACCACGAUCCCGCGAUAUGGGAAGAUCCUGAAGAAUUUCGCCCAGAAAGGUUCAUCGACGACAAUGGGAGAUUUUCUCAUAACAAUGCCGCCAUUCCUUUUGGAAUCGGAAAGAGACGUUGCCUGGGGGAAAUCUUAGCUCGGCAAUCAUUGUUCCUCUAUUUCACCAACGUCCUCCACUUUUUCCAUUUGGAGAUCUCGCCGGAACACGGAGCCCCCGACACAAAUGGCUACGACGGUUUCACCAUUUCCCCAAAACCAUACUACCUUAAACUUUCGUCGAGGACGAGAUCGAAAGACUAACCGAAGCUCGCAUUACC